AUGUUUCUGUACAACCUGACGCUGCAGCGAGCCACGGGCAUCAGCUAUGCCAUCCACGGGAACUUUUCAGGAACCAAACAACAAGAAAUUGUUGUUUCCCGGGGCAAGAUCCUGGAGUUACUGCGCCCGGAUCCCAACACGGGGAAGGUUCACACCCUGCUGACCGUGGAGGUGUUCGGAGUCAUUCGCUCCCUCAUGGCCUUCAGGCUGACGGGUGGCACCAAAGACUACAUCGUCGUGGGCAGCGAUUCGGGGCGCAUCGUUAUCCUGGAGUACCAGCCUUCGAAGAACGUCUUUGAGAAGAUUCAUCAGGAAACUUUUGGCAAGAGCGGGUGUCGCAGAAUCGUUCCCGGGCAGUACUUGGCUGUGGACCCAAAGGGCCGCGCCGUCAUGAUCA
Molecule: messenger RNA, 397 nt
Organism: Antrostomus carolinensis (chuck-will's-widow)
Lineage: Eukaryota; Metazoa; Chordata; Aves; Caprimulgiformes; Caprimulgidae
Product: splicing factor 3B subunit 3-like
Exons: 2
Molecular function (GO): protein binding
Source: RefSeq, a predicted model, not a curated record